AUGCGUGAUUUUGAAGUAGUGGAAAGUAAGCCUACAUGUAACCGGAAAAUUUAUUCUCCACAGUUGAUGGUGAUGGAUAUCAGUAGCAAGUCGGUCUACGCGGAGUGCAAAAGAAAAAUGCAAAAAGCUGAAGCUGAAAUGAUCUUUAAUGUGAGUGUCACGUCAUCAACACCUUUUGAAAAAGACAUAUUUACUGCUUCGUUGAUUCACAAUUUUCCUCGGAAAGGAGACAGUGUAACUUAUGGCGACGUUGCUUUAGAGUAUAUUCCGCAGCCAGUGCCACCAGAUACUAUGAGGAUACGUUUAUAUAUCGCUUAUCCUUUGGACAAAAAAGAGUGGUAUAAUCAGUUGUGUUUGCAACGUGUUGGAUUGAUUGGAUUAAUGGUUCAAACAUUCAUUGCUGUUGAACUGAGCAAUUUCAAUAAUGGCAGCGCAGAUGAUCUACGUCCCUAUAUCCCGUUUUUAGAUGAUUGGUGGACAGAGCAAUUAGCAGAAGUCCCGAUGGAAGACCGAACGCUGACAUCAGGAACGUAUGUGUCAAUGUCUGAGCCGCAGUUUACAGAAAUGACACCAUCUGUAGCACUUUUGCAAUUAGAUAAAACAGCUGUGGAAUUAGCUCAUGAACGUCAUCUUGCAAAGUAUAUUCGUAGACGUCUUUCCCUUCUUGGUCAGUUGGAUGCCAAUAAAUUGCUUCAUUUGGUUUUCCUCCUUUCACCGCAAAAGACUGAUGGAAUAGCAGAAAAGGAUAAAAUUGAAACCCUACUUGAUUUGAGCGUCAUUAAAUCUGCUGCAUUCCACUACAUGCCUGCAAAUGCAUCCCACGUGCAUCGUUCUUUACGAGAUGUAAGUCGUGCAAGUGUUCUGACUAAUCGUUAUUGUUGGCGUGUGAUGAGUUGGCAAGGUGACAAAUACACACUUCAGCAUACGAAGGGUGGUGUUGUUGCAUGUUAUUUAGGUGCCGUUAUGCAUGAAGUGGGUCAUCUGUUCAAAAUUCCUCAUACUAAUUCUGGAAUUAUGUGUAACGGAGGUGAAAAUAUUCAGACGUUUUUUUUGCCUCUUAAAAAGGUAAACCUGGGUUUUACAGAAAAAGAAUUUCCGCACCUGCAAAGAAUAGGGGAGAAUGUGUACAUUAUUCGCGUUCAUUUGCGUCAUGAAUUCUUAGUCAAACGAAUCAUGGAAAGUUUGCUCGACUCCACAACAAAAUUGCUGAUGACUGUUCAUCCUUUAAUUACACACAAGUCACGUAGAAAAAUGUGUCGGAUUUUAUAUGACGAAAGUACUGGCGUUGUGGACGUAGAGUCAGGAGUGCGUUAUCUAGUUUACUAUACGAAUGACAGUGUUAAACGUAUUUGUUCAUUUACUGAACAACAUAUGAAGAAAAGACUGGUUCUCAGAGCGAAAAAGUCUGCGGUUCGAGCUUUAAUUGUUACUGGCGAAGGUAAUUUCUUAUCAGUUCUAGUGACAAAUACCUUAUGA
Messenger RNA from Brugia malayi, 1476 nucleotides. RefSeq lists its product as uncharacterized. The record is from RefSeq and is a predicted model, not a curated record. NCBI's taxonomy places the organism in Eukaryota, Metazoa, Nematoda, Chromadorea, Rhabditida, Onchocercidae. The transcript is spliced from 9 exons. Bases 1 to 1476 code for a protein of 491 amino acids.